AUGAGGAACAUCUGGAGCCCGAGCCGCACAUCUGGUCCCCGCCCUCCCCGCGCCCCCGCCACUUCCUGUCGGGGCGCGCCCCCACCCGCCCCGGCCGCUCCACACAAACUUUCCGUCCCGCUCGCUCCCUCCUCCGCGCGCGGCGCCUCCCGCUCCGGCCCGGCUCAUUCCGCGCAUUCCGGCCCGUCCCCUCCCCACGACCCCCCCUUCCCCGGCCCCCCUCGCUCGGCUCCCUCGGGCCCGGCGGAGCGGCCCGGCCGGAGCGCCCCCCCGAGCUCGGACCAGGCCCCAGCCGCCCCGGUGGGCUCAGGCCCCGAGCCCAGAGCAACCAGCACAAUAGCGUCCAACAGCUGGAACGCCAGCAGCAGCCCCGGGGAGGCCCGGGAAGAUGGGUCCGAGGGCCUGGACAAGGGGCUGGACAAUGACGCGGAGGGCGUGUGGAGUCCGGACAUCGAGCAGAGCUUCCAGGAGGCCCUGGCCAUCUACCCGCCCUGCGGCCGCCGCAAGAUCAUCCUGUCGGACGAGGGCAAGAUGUACGGCCGGAACGAGCUGAUCGCACGCUACAUUAAGCUGAGGACGGGGAAGACUCGGACGAGAAAACAGGUGUCCAGCCACAUACAGGUUCUAGCUCGGAAGAAGGUGCGGGAAUACCAGGUUGGCAUCAAGGCCAUGAACCUGGACCAGGUGUCCAAGGACAAGGCGCUCCAGAGCAUGGCGUCCAUGUCCUCGGCGCAGAUCGUCUCGGCCAGUGUCCUGCAGAACAAGUUCCGCCCGCCCUCCCCCCUGCCCCAGGCCGUCUUCUCCUCGUCCUCCCGGUUCUGGAGCAGCCCCCCUCUCCUGGGACAGCAGCCUGGACCCUCUCAGGACAUCAAGCCCUUUGCACAGCCAGCCUACCCCAUCCAGCCUCCCCUGCCUCCGGCGCUCGGCAGUUAUGAGCCGCUGGCCCCGCUGCCCCCUGCCGCCGCCUCCGUGCCCGUGUGGCAGGACCGCACCAUCGCCUCGUCGCGCCUGCGGCUCCUCGAGUACUCGGCCUUCAUGGAGGUGCAGCGGGACCCCGACACGUACAGCAAACACCUCUUUGUGCACAUCGGCCAAACGAACCCUGCCUUCUCGGACCCGCCCCUGGAGGCGGUGGACGUCCGUCAGAUCUACGACAAGUUCCCCGAGAAGAAGGGGGGGCUGAAGGAGCUCUAUGAGAAAGGCCCCCCGAAUGCCUUCUUCCUCGUCAAGUUCUGGGCCGACCUCAACAGCACCAUCCAGGAGGGCCCCGGGGCCUUCUACGGCGUCAGCUCCCAGUACAGCUCCUCGGACAGCAUGACCAUCAGCGUCUCCACCAAGGUGUGCUCGUUCGGCAAGCAGGUGGUGGAGAAGGUGGAGACCGAGUACGCCAGGCUGGAGAACGGGCGCUUCGUGUACCGCAUCCACCGCUCGCCCAUGUGCGAGUACAUGAUCAACUUCAUCCACAAGCUCAAGCACCUGCCCGAGAAGUACAUGAUGAACAGCGUGCUGGAGAACUUCACCAUCCUGCAGGUGGUCACGAGCCGGGACUCCCAGGAGACGCUGCUGGUCAUCGCCUUUGUCUUCGAAGUCUCCGCCAGCGAGCACGGGGCACAGCACCAUGUCUACAAGCUCGUCAAAGACUAGGGCGUCCUCUGCCGCCACCACCACGACCGGGAUGAGCAUCUUGUCCACACCCCCGCCUGGCCCUGCACCCCCGGUGCCCGGGACCCAGGACUCAGCCGGGACCCAGGAGGCUGCCCGCUCCCGCCACCACACACACUCCCUGCCACUGUUCUGCGCUUUACUUGUGGGCGGAGAGAGGGGGGCUCCACGGGGCGCCGCCACCCCGCUCUGCCCAGCCGAGGAGGGAGGAGGAGCCGGGGCUCAGGUUGGGUGGCCCCGUGAUAGGAUGUAGACCAGGGAGGAGUCGGCGUGCAGAGACCCUGGACCGAGCGGGCCAGGCAGGGGUGGGUGGAGGCAAGAGCAGGGCCCAGGUGCCCGCCCAGGUGCCGGCCUCUACGUGCCCCGGACCACCUCACGCCUGCUAGGCGAGCCCGGUGGGGUACUGAGAAUCCAAGACCCUGCCUGGGGGAACAGGCAAAGCUGGGGUUCUCCCCACCGGUCCCCCUCACCCCUGUCCCCGGAGAAACCAACAAGGACACGAGCUCCCUGCAGUGGGGGUCAGCCACAGAGGCCGCAGUGGGGGUCAGGCACGAUACAGGAAGGAGCAGACCUCGGGGACCUGGGCACGUCACCUGCCCAGAGUCCCCUGCAGCAGGGCGGAAACUGCCCUCUGCUGCCAGCUGUCCAGGCGGGGGGCUCUGAGGCCAGCCCUCUCCCAGCG
Molecule: messenger RNA, 2344 nt
Organism: Sorex fumeus (smoky shrew)
Lineage: Eukaryota; Metazoa; Chordata; Mammalia; Eulipotyphla; Soricidae
Gene: TEAD3
Product: TEA domain transcription factor 3
Exons: 14
Coding region: 1-1644 (547 amino acids)
Biological process (GO): positive regulation of transcription by RNA polymerase II; embryonic organ development; hippo signaling
Cellular component (GO): transcription regulator complex
Molecular function (GO): DNA-binding transcription factor activity, RNA polymerase II-specific; RNA polymerase II cis-regulatory region sequence-specific DNA binding
Source: RefSeq, a predicted model, not a curated record